AUGUCAGUUNACGAGUCAUUUUCUCGAUUGUGGGAGGCCGCUAAGUGUAAGAAAGGUGGGUUAACUGUAGAGAACAGAAUACUAUAUCGGCAAGAUAGUUGGUUCGGCAGGCCCAUUAAGCAGAUAGUUGUUCCCCAAGAUCGGAGAGCGGAAGUGCUAGAUUUAGUACACAAAGCUCCGUGCGGCGAACAGUUAGGCAGUCGGAAAUCGGCAAGUCGCAUGCGCGAGGGCUUCUAUUGGCCGGGAAUGGCGACCGAUAUCCGGAAGUACUGCCAGAAUAGUCGUGGGUGCCCAGUAAGUGCGCCUGAUUUAGUCCUGGAUAGGAUCCCAGCUACACCACUUACUCGGUCCUCAACCCUGUUUCAAGUGGGUAACAUAGGCAAGAUUGAAUCGUUAGAUCCCUCGUCAUCUAACGGUCAUCGAUACGCGGUUUGCAUAAUCAGCUUAGGCAUCCGUUUGUCAGAAGCGGAAGGGAUGAGAUCGCUGUCAGCGACGGCCGCUUGUUCAGUGCUUUUGCAAUUCUUUACCCGGACGGGUUUUCCCGAACCGAUUUGUUACGAUCAGGGGACCAAUUUCACUGCAAAAUUGACGCGUGAAAUGACCCGUAUGUUAGAAGUAAAGAAUGUAGAGAUAGAUCCGAUCAAAGCGAUUCCCGAUAUUGCAAGUAAACACGCGGCCGUGAAACGAAAAGAGUAUGCAGUGCCUUACAAGUUGGAAGCACGGCAAAAGGGAUAUAACAUCGGGGAUAUGGUUCUCGUGGAAAAGUCUUCCCCGGAUGACAAAUUGGAUGUCCGGUGGGAAUGGCCGGAUGUGGUAGAAAAGCGAACAUUCGUUCUAAGAAUAGUACUCGGUUUCGAUGGGAGAUUCGGGGAACUGGAUCAAACUUCGUCCCCGCGACAGCUGUAUGAUCGCGGACGAGGGGACAGAAAAGUACGGGGAAUUUCACCGCUUCCCCCGACAGCGGCACGGACCGAGCUGGAUGACGUGCCGUUGGAUUACAACUCGAGGUUUGGUAGUAGACCGAAGAAGAAAAACAUCUGGACGCUUACUGGAGGGUGGAUCCCGAAACGGUUUACCCCAUUCCGGAUUUCGCUAGCUUUACGAAAGCGGUUAUUAGGCAUCGGUUAUAAAGGCAUCGCUGCGCGUAGACGGGUAAAAUUCCCGGAUGGUCCGGAUGUGUUCAAGAGAAGAAAAGAAAAUUUUGUGAAAAAAGUGCAGCAGCACCAUUCAUUAGACAAACAAACACGCAAUGAAGAAAAACCAAAGAUGAAAACAAAAGAACGUCUUAUCGAUUCCCUGUUGGAUCUUCAUGUCAAAGAAGGUUUAAUAUCGGAAGAAGACGUUAUCAGAGAAAUGGGCGGCGCAAUUUUUGCG
Centruroides sculpturatus (bark scorpion) is the source of this 1374-nucleotide messenger RNA. RefSeq lists its product as uncharacterized. Gene Ontology annotation, molecular function: nucleic acid binding. The record is from RefSeq and is a predicted model, not a curated record. NCBI's taxonomy places the organism in Eukaryota, Metazoa, Arthropoda, Arachnida, Scorpiones, Buthidae. The transcript has 3 exons. The annotation marks the transcript as partial.